CACAAACCUUUUUUACACCAAAUAUUAUAGUAAAUAUUGCCAGCACAUUUGACAGCAGCGCAAUGGCCAAGCGUACUGGAGAAACCACUGUCGAAAGGGUCUCGCCUGAGAGGAAGCGCUUGCGCAGCACCGCGGCUCCUGACCGCUUCACACGGACGCUGUUUGCCUCGGAGAUAAAGAAACGCACCGACCGCCUGACAGCCAUCCUGCAGCAGCGGUCACAGCAUGAAGAAUACCUGCCGCAGGCGAUGAACAACGCGAUCGAGCUGAUCCAGGGUCUGCAGUGGCUCCAAACACAAAACACGCCGGGAUCGCGCCAUGCAUUCGGGUCAAUGUACAACGGCGCACUCGACUACGUGGGCAGCGUAAUUGAUCGGCUGGCAAAGGUUGACGAAUUGGACAUCAGCGAAGAUGCCGACAAUGUUGGCAACGACGGGUCGCUGGAGGCGUCAUUUGCCGGUGCAUACCAGUUCCUUAUCGAGCUGAUCGCGAAACACAAUGAAUGUAUGUAGAUGUGCUGGCAUCUGUGGGUGCUUUUAUGUUCUGCUGUUGCUGCUGUUGCUGUUGUCGCUUCUCUGGAGAUGCACAGAGGAGCUGGCUCCCCAACUAACACAUCAUUCCCAUUUUCUCUCUAGCGUAGGGGAGGCAGUGGGUGUGGCGGCUAAACUGCCAUUGCCAGCUCUUCCACUUCCCAAACCUCCCCUGUUUUUAAAUACCUGUUCGUAACUUAUCACACCACUUUCUCUUGCGUCUCGCCCAAAAAAGAUACAUAUAAAUAUUAACAUUCAAA
Messenger RNA from Linderina pennispora, 790 nucleotides. RefSeq lists its product as uncharacterized. The record is from RefSeq and is a predicted model, not a curated record. The transcript has 3 exons. The annotation marks the transcript as partial. Lineage: Eukaryota; Fungi; Kickxellomycota; Kickxellomycetes; Kickxellales; Kickxellaceae.